This is a messenger RNA of Ogataea polymorpha, 4710 nucleotides long. RefSeq lists its product as uncharacterized. Gene Ontology annotation, cellular component: cytoplasm; R2TP complex; ribonucleoprotein complex. Lineage: Eukaryota; Fungi; Ascomycota; Pichiomycetes; Pichiales; Pichiaceae. The coding region runs from base 40 to 1050 and encodes 336 amino acids. The transcript has a single exon. The record is from RefSeq and is a predicted model, not a curated record. Gene Ontology annotation, biological process: box C/D snoRNP assembly; rRNA processing.
GUAAGACCUCUUACUUUAAAGUGGAAAGCGAUUACUAAUAUGAGUAAUGUCGACCAUGUUUUUCCCCUGGUUGAUCAUGACUCUAACUCUGGAGGUGAUCAACUGGUGUGUAUAAUGCCUCACCCUAAAUUUGUCGUCAAGACCAGGUUGAUUAAGCCGUACAGAGAUUUACCUGCUAGGACCAAACUUUUUGUCAACGUUUGCUCCAAUGCUAAUGUUCCAUUGCCAGGAAGCUUGUCUGAUCCGAUAGAUUGGAAAUCUCUCUUCGUCUCCAUCGCUAAUGAUGAAUGGCAAAUACCUAUUCUACUUUCUCCUGACCUGAGAAAUGGUAGUGAUAAAUCCGGGAAUUCAUCUCUCAUAAUUGACUGCAUUCUAAAUGAAAAAGCUUUCAAAAUGAUACUUGCCAACAUCUCCUUUAGAGACAUUGUCAUAGAAUGGUGCUUUGAUGCGAUUGAAUCGCGAUUUGAUGAUGAUAUACUCAUCGAUAGACAAGUGAAAGCUUUGCCGAAACGAACAUGUAUGGGAGAGUUAUCUACGUUUCAAAUAAAAUCCUCAGCAUUGAGAGAGCUCUCAAAAUUGACUCUCUUUCCUUAUGAACACGAUCAACACUCAUUUUCAAAUGCUUUCAAAUCUGAAUCUCGAGAUGACAGCUCCAUUAUAACACCUUGGCCAACAAGGAUUGCAAAAUCUGGUGAGAUCAACUCCACGGGAGCCAAACAAAAGACAGUAUUACAACAGGAUUUGAAAGUAAAUGCUUACUCUCACAUCAAUGCUCUCAAUAAUGUUCCUCAGCUUAGGACUCUAGAUCCUGAGGAAACGGAAGAUUCCUUUAUCUCUCAUGUGAAAUGUCAAAUCCCAAAUAAUUCACAUGAUGAAUUAAAGUUAAUGUACCACAAAAAAUCUAACUGCUUGAUUGUGACAACCAACUCCCCGAUCAACGAUAAUUCACCCAUUAAGAUUCCCUUGGCAGGUUUGAUACCUAGCGUUAUCGAGGCAGUCUGUGUCAAAGACGACUACAAGGCAGAUAUUUUGCAUAUAUUUCUUAAAUAGCAUGAAAACGUCCUAGAAUCUCUACGCACAAGAUCAACUUCUUCCCUUGCCAGAAAUCACCCACGAGCCAGGUAUCGUUUGCAUUUGUAGUUGGUGAUCUGAUCUUGUCUCAAGGGCUUCUCUCAAUUGAUACCAAUCCAAACAUGACCAGUCUGAGUAUUUUGGUUGAAUACUAAAAAGCUCCUGAAGUGAAAGAUCAUGAGACACUUUCAACGCCACUAAUUCUAACAUACAUUUUGAGGCGUCAAAUAGUUCAUUUACCUCCGCAACUAGCAAUAUUAGACAGCUAUCAUUGAUUGACUUGUCACCAAACUUUAGCCCUUUGUAAGAGUAAAUAUGCUGAAUAUUAGGCAUAUCUAUGGAAUCGAGUGAGUCCUUAAGGUUCAAAUCAUAUAAGUAAACCCUCUCAUAAUCGUUGUAAAUUAAGUAGUGUGAUUGUUGAAUAGUUACGAUUUGUAUAUUAUACAUUGGUCCGAGAUGAUGAUAGACAUUUUCAGAAAAGAGGUUAGGAAUUAUGGUAGAGAUCACAAGUUCAGAAUUUCGGAGAUGAUAUAGUGAGUUUCCUAUCACUUGAAAAUUAAGUGCGUCCUCAGUAUUUUGGAUAAAGUAUGAUUCAACACUUUUACCACUCAUGAGGUAAACUGAUGUCCUUAGUGGACUAAAUGCAGCGAAAGAGCUAUCGCUUAUUCGCCAAACCUUUGAACACGAUUUCUGAAGCCUGAUCAUCAGAUCAUCGUCAAAAGUGCUCAACUCUUUGAAGUGAAGAGUUCCGCAAGACGUUAAAGAUGCAAACACAUUAUUGUUGAGUAACACCAAAUCUUGAGUAUCGGCAUGACCAAUUCCACUUCUUACAUGUGUCAUAUAAGCACGAUUGAUUUUGAAAUGAUGCAAGACUCCAUGGACCUUGCAUAUAAUACUAAGAUCUCUGUUAUCGGAUUCAUAUAUUGACGCGUGAGCAGUAAUACAUUCCAGCUGAUGAAUGACGUGUGGUUCGGGUUGCAACAUGAAAAUAUAUAUCAUUGACGACGUAAAUACAACACCAUAUGAGUUAGUGAACUUACAUGAUAAUGCAGUACCCUUGAAAGUGGUGAAAACUUUAUGUGUAGCAACUAGGGCAGCACACUUUGUAGUCACUAGUACAUUUGCCGCGACCCCAAUUACAUCCCCCAGCUCCUUGAUGUUGAUGGGGCAUUUUUUGAUUAUAGCAGUAUCCUCCUUCAAUGUUAACUCAUAAAGGUAUCCAUCCAAACAACGUGCAAAUAAGUGGUAGACAUUUAUUGGAUAUAUUUCACAAAAGGAUUCGUAAACAGGAAUUAUGAUUUGCUUAACCCUUAACUUGCUACGCAGUUUGAUUGAAGUCACAUUAUUCGAAUCGUCCUGCAAGACUUCAACAAAAUCAGCUGUACGAUUAGCUGAAGAAAUUUUAGUAGCUUUUGAGUCUAUGAGCAAAUCGGUGACCCGCACAAAGAAUUGUUCUCUAAAUAUCCUCAAAACUUCAAGUUUCCAUCCUUUCGAGAACUUGAGCAGGAAGAUAUUUGAGCUUGAUAUCGCAAGAUAUCUAUGAUUUCUCAGUCUGAGCAUCUGCCUUGGUUUGAUGUAUUCACUCACCAAUUUGAGUUUGUACUCAAAAUCAUGCUUCCUUACUGUAUAUUUCAAAAGAUAUAUGCCUUUAUUCGGGUCACAAAUGAUAGCAUGACCUUCCUGUAUGAAUAGAAUAUCGGGUAUACUACCAUUUGAACAAUAAAUUUCUAACCCUUCGUCGUAACCAAGGGUUCUGUAUUUGUUGCAUGCACUCGAUCUCAAGACAACUCUAACCUUCUGUGAAACUAUUAAAAGGUAUCUGUUUCCAAUCGGUAUGAUUUUUCGAAUAUUUCCAUCUUGACUACGAGCAAGGCCGAAAAUUUGAGAAUUGCUGUUCGAAAGCUUGUAAAACCUUGAGUCAAAUCCAUUUGAACAAGUAAUAACCUCUUCAACAAGAUUUUCAGCUUGUCGAUGUACCCAAGGCAGGCAUAAUGUUCUGCAGUGAACAGCAUACAUGACCAAAACGUUUCUUUGACUUUGUGAGAAGAAAUCUGGCCCAAGUCGCAAAACACCGUCGUCCUCAUAGGGCUGAAAAAUUACUUUGCAAGCAUUCACGUAUACGCGAUACAGCUUCUGCUGAUUAUGGACGAUUGUGAAUCCUGAUAUUACCCCGUCAAUGAAAGAUUUCUGACCAUACUGGUAACAAUAGUUGCGUUUCUCUAAGUUAUGAGCACAAUAAGCAAUUUCAAACCGCUCGUUGUUCCACGUCAGCAUGAUCGUUAGGAAUUCUCCACCACAAUCAACUAUAACAAGCAAAUAUCGUUCAAUGACGCAUACGUGACACAUAUUUACGUCAUGUAUCACCAGUUUUCUGACCGGUUUCAAAUUCAUAUCGUAAAUUACAACCUGAGAGCCAAGAUUGAUCACGACAUAAUCCAGCCAUUUGAUCACGAUAUAUUCCUGCCUGUUCAUAUAUCCUUGUGCAGGUUUGGUAGCUUCACUAUUAAUCUCCAUCCCCUGCCUUUGUUUCCCCUAAAUGAGCUAUCCAAAUCUAAUUGACUUUUCUUAUUUUCAAAUUUGAAAACACAAAUAUAAUACAACCCACCAAGAAAAAAAAUUAGAGCCUACUCAUCUUCGAAAGUUCUAAUGCAUUACCUUGUUUUGUGUCUGAUAAGGAUUCUCUAUUACUUCCGAACCUUCAAAGGGUGAUAUGGUAAGCAGAACAGGGCCUCUCACUACAACCAGCCCCAGGUGGCGCGUUUGACUUGACAAUGUGUGGCUAUCGCAAUCCUCCUUCAACGUUUCGACGCAGUUGUCCAGAACGAGGUUCAUGAGCUGGUCAAAUCCUUUCAGAACCCCAUUCACUUUCCUUCCUCCUAAAAAGGUAAUCACAAGUCUUUGAUUUUGAUAUUUCUGUAAGUCCAAAAUUGCAUCCCUUUUAGGACCUUCUAAUUUGUCCCUCUUCUGUCGCGGUCUCUCUGACUCAUAAAGUUAGUUUUCGAUUGUUAGCUGAAUAACCUACCUCCAUUCUCCGAUUGCGAAAAUAAUUAUUUAAAUAAUGUCAACAUUUUCAAGUAAGUCACUAAUUAUGAACCGUGGUCAGGGCCCAAAACCAUUCAAGGUUACAUUAACAAAUGGUUUAUCAAAUUACAAUUUCAAUCACCGCUAGCACAUCCUCGACAUCCACAAGAUCUGCAGGCUGGGUUUUGUUGUGUUUCUAUACUUUUUGGAACCCUGCAAAUACAAGUACUAUUCGCGUUAGAUUUUUCGAUGCAUUGCAAACAACACAGAUUUUCAUAACCCUGUUUUCUCCAUUUAGCGAUAAGUUCAGCGUCUCCGUAUUUGUGGUUCAACAACCAAUCAUAUGUAGGCCUUGUUAUCAACUUUUUCUUGUAAAACAUCUCAUAUAUGUAUCUUGAUCGUUGAUGAUUAAUUUGGGAGAUUUCCCAUAAGCUCUCGUGCUUAGGACGCCCCAUUUUUGCUAUCUUAGAUUCCGAACGCUUCAUUUUCUCUUCAAAUUUCACCAGAGUUGGCUGUAAUUUCCAAAACUCUUCGGGAGUUUUAGAGUUCGAACCCUUGAACCUUGGCAUUUUAUCAAAGUGUAGUAAGGGUCCCGCUAUACUCAAAGUUUUAGAAAAG